Molecule: messenger RNA, 559 nt
Organism: Xenia sp. Carnegie-2017
Lineage: Eukaryota; Metazoa; Cnidaria; Anthozoa; Malacalcyonacea; Xeniidae
Product: threonine--tRNA ligase 1, cytoplasmic-like
Biological process (GO): threonyl-tRNA aminoacylation
Molecular function (GO): threonine-tRNA ligase activity
Source: RefSeq, a predicted model, not a curated record
AUGAAAUUUGUAGUAAUUGCUGUCAGUAGUAAAUAUAAUGAUUAUUCCGAGCAGAUUCAAAAGAAGCUCCAUGCCGCUGGUUAUCGCGUUGAUACAGACUUGGAUCACGGAUCAACACUAAAUAAGAAAGUUCGCAAUGCACAACUUUCACAGUACAACUUCAUUCCUGUUGUUGGUGAAAAAGAUACGGUCUCAGACACGGUCAACGUCAGAACACAUGACAACAAAGUACUCGGUGAAAAGUCGGUCAUGGCCAUGAUCGAAUGCUUGCGCAAAAAUAAAUUUGAAUGUAAAUCCCAUGAUACGUCGCAAUUAUAGAAAAAUAGGUACGCGUACAUGCUAUUGGUCACUGGCAGACUGGCGGCAGUGGUCACUGGUACUUUAUCAGUGGUGGUAAUAUUGAUUUUAUCGUGGUGGUAAAUUCUUCCAUUCGUAAUUUAUGGCGAUAACCAUCAGCAACUUUUCAACUUUUUACCAUCAAGUUUUCACUCAAACGAGAUCGCUUCUCUUUCAUAUUUUGGCUUGUUUCUUGAGCUAGUAGGAGGCUGUAUGCGUUGAU